Messenger RNA from Ilex paraguariensis (yerba mate), 1587 nucleotides. NCBI's taxonomy places the organism in Eukaryota, Viridiplantae, Streptophyta, Magnoliopsida, Aquifoliales, Aquifoliaceae. The record is from the annotation of a GenBank genome assembly.
AUGACUAGUUUUCCGAGCGUGCCAUCGCCCAAGCAACGUUACGACAUACUGCUUGCCCUUCUCAGUGAAAUGAGACAUUCUCUUUUAGAUGUGCAAGUUCAACAUCUUGCUAUGGCUACUCAUGGAUUCGUGGGUGCUGAUCUAGCCUCCCUCUGCAAUGAAGCAGCCUUGGUUUGUCUUAGGCGUUAUGUAGAAUUCAAGUCCUCUUGUGGUGAUUCACAUUCUAACAGAUCUUCUCUUUCAUGCAAUGGUUGCUCUGCUAGUCAAAUGGAAGACUCUGAUUGUUUACAAGAUGCAGAAAACUUGAAGUUGGGGGAUAAUCUGGAGUCUUCAUUCUCGUCUAUCUCGGAACUGAUUGUUUCAUCGAAGAUAUUGAAUGGAGUCAAUCAUAAAGUAAACGGGACUUUUGUAGCGGAGGAACUCAUUAUGAGUGUAGCUUUUGCNUUCUCGUCUAUCUCGGAACUGAUUGUUUCAUCGAAGAUAUUGAAUGGAGUCAAUCACAAAGUAAACGGGACUUUUGUAGCGGAGGAACUCAUUAUGAGUGUAGCUUUUGCGGAUUUUGAACAGGCUAGAAUGAAAAUAAGACCAAGUGCCAUGAGAGAAGUUAUGCUUGAGGUUCCAAAGGUUAGCUGGAAAGAUGUUGGUGGCCAAAAGGAGGUUAAGAUGCAGUUAAUGGAAGCCGUGGAAUGGCCUCAGAAGUAUCAGGAUGCUUUCAAGCGCAUUGGAACUCGCCCCCCUACAGGGGUAUUGAUGUUUGGCCCCCCGGGUUGCAGCAAAACCCUACUGGCCCGUGCAGUAGCUUCUGAAGCAGGGUUAAAUUUCCUUGCAGUAAAGGGCCCAGAACUUUUCAGCAAAUGGGUUGGUGAAUCUGAGAAGGCUGUAAGGUCUCUGUUUGCUAAGGCAAGGGCCAAUGCUCCAUCAGUUAUAUUUUUUGAUGAAAUAGAUGGUCUUGCUGUCAUUCGUGGUAAGGAAAGCGAUGGAGUUUCAGUUGCUGAUCGCGUUAUGAGUCAACUUCUUGUUGAAUUGGAUGGUUUGCAUCAAAGAGUUAAUGUUACUGUUAUUGCUGCUACAAAUCGGCCGGAUAAGAUUGACCCUGCCCUUCUAAGACCAGGACGAUUUGACCGGCUUCUAUAUGUGGGGCCACCAAGUCAAAAAGACCGUGAGGAGAUAUUCCGCAUUCAUUUGCAUAAAAUGCCUUGCCUAUUUGACUUCUGCAUUAAGGAGCUGGCUCAUCUCACAGAAGGCUGUACCGGUGCUGAUAUAUCCCUAAUCUGCCGUGAAGCAGCAAUUGCAGCUAUUGAGGAGAGCCUUGAUGCCACAGAAAUAACAAUGGAGCAUCUAAAAACUGCAAUUAAACAAGCGAAGCCAUCUGAAAUUCAUUCUUAUCAAGAGUUGUCGUCAAAGUUUCAGAGACUUGUCCACUCAACUGCUGCAAGAGAUGAGUUGGGCUGUAAACCAAGUCAAAGCAGAUCAAGUUUGAUUCCUUUCUGGUAAACUAUUCUAUCCUAAUCAAUGUUUCUUUUUCGGAUUAUAUUACUUUUGUUGUGACCUGCAAACGGGGUUGGAAACACACACACACACACACAC